CUCUUUAAUUUUGGUGUUGUGGUUGCAAAAGGGGAGAAUUUUUGGAACUUCAAUUCACUCCCCCUAUUGGAGUGCAUUGAGUCAACAAUUGGUAUCAAAGCAAGGGCUCCAAUUUGAAGGUUUAACCACCUAGGAGUUGAUCAAGGAUGGCUCAAUUUCAAGCUUCUCAACCACUUGAAGGUUUGUCUACCACCAAACCUCCUUUCUUUGAUGGUACUAAUUAUAAUUAUUGGAAAAAUAGGAUGAAGGUCUUCGUGCUUGCAAAUGUGCCCAAGGCAUGGAUUGUGACUAUGAAAGGUCCAUAUGUACCUAUGAAAGUAGUUGGGGGAAAGUGUGAUACGGCUAAGGAGAUGUGGGGCAUGUUAGAGUCACCAAAUCUCAAGGCUUUUGGUAAAGUUUAUCCUUCUCAAGAAGUGGUGAGGAAGGUUCUUAGAAGUUUGCCCAAGAAUUGGGAAGCCAAGAAGACUGCAAUUGAAGAAUCUAAGGAUCUCAACACUCUCAAGCUUGAAGAUCUCAUUGGAAAAUUGAUGACAUAUAAAAUAAAAGUUCAAGUUGAUUGUGGAGUUGAAAUAGUUGAGAAGAAGAAAAAGAAUGUUGCUUUCAAGGCUAGCAACCAAAAGGAAGAGAGUGAAGAUGAUGCUAGCAAUGAGGAAGACAUCACCAAAUUGGUUUCAAAGGAAGUGAAAAAAUACAUGAAGAAGAGCCUCAAAGGGACAUCCUCUAGAAGAAACAAGGAAAUUCACUAUUCUAGAGGAAGAAUAUGUAGUGAUGAUGAUAGAGGAAAGCCAAGCAAGAAGCAUAUCAAAUGCUAUGAGUGCAGCAAGAUGGGGUAUUAUAGAAAUGAAUGCCCUCAAUUGAAGAAGGGUGAAAGGAAAAACAAGAAGAGCAUGAAGAAGAAAGCUUUUACCGCCACUUGGAGUGAUGAUGAGGCUAGCUCAACGGAAAGUGAAAGCUCCUUGGAGAAUGGUGUUGCAAAUCUUUGCUUCAUGACUCAAGAGGAUAGCAACAAUGAUGAGGAGGUAAACUCUAACUUCUCUAGUUCAAUUAAUGAAAGUUCCUUUGAGUAUUCUUAUGAUGAUUUAUGCAAAGUUCUUGAUUGCUCUAUGAAUGAUAUUAAGAGACUAGGGAAUGAGAAUCUUACUCUUACUAAAACCAUUUCAUUGCCUAAAAAUGAGAUUGUAUCUCUUUCAAAACAAAAUGAGGUUUUAGUUAAAGAAAAUGCCUCUUUAAAUGGUGAAAUUGCAUCUUUAAAGAAUGAGGAGUCUAAUAAUGCUUUAAAAAAAGGAAAAUGAGGAUGCAAAGAAGGAAAAUGAGGUUUUAAAGAGAAAAGCUUGUGAUCUUGAGAAUGUGAUUUCUAAAUUUACCUUGAGUAAAGAAAAAUUUGAUUCUAUC
Molecule: messenger RNA, 1392 nt
Organism: Rubroshorea leprosula
Lineage: Eukaryota; Viridiplantae; Streptophyta; Magnoliopsida; Malvales; Dipterocarpaceae
Source: the annotation of a GenBank genome assembly